AUCACAGCAGAGGCAGGGAGAAUAACAAGGCUGAGGGAGAGCUGCUGAAAGAGGAAAGAGCUAUGAAAAAGCGAGGGAGAAGGGGAAAUCAUAGCAGCACAGAGAGGAGAGCAGACAAAGAGGAGAAGGAGGAUGCAUAGAGGGAAGAGCGGCGAUCAGUAAGGUCUCCAGAGGAGGAGAGGAGAUGAGAAGAGGAGAGCGUAGAGGCAACACAGAAAACAUCCAUCAGCGGAGUUCGCCAUGCUCUGAGCUCUGGAGCUGCAGGGCUACUCAGACACCGCUGAGAGUCAGGCCCACAGUGCGGCCCUCCAUCCCUGCUGCAAACACCGCAGAAGAUUCCCAUCCCAUCAGACAGGCAGAACAAUCAUGAGAACAUCUAGGAAAGGCAGCGUGGAGAUGCCUGCAUUUGUGCGGCAGCUGGUGAAAGAAACAGAGAAGAGGGUCAGCUCCUUCUUCAAAGGAGGCCGUGGAGGAGCUGCUGAGGGGGAACAGGCAGGGGAGGGGGAGAAAGAGGAGGUCAUCCCCAGCCCCUACCUGGACCGGCCAGUUCUGGACAAGUUGACAGAGGAGGGCUGCGUCCGCUGGGGCCUCACGUACGCACUGGGCAGCAUGCAGGGCUGGAGGGCCAACAUGGAGGACUUCCAUAACUGUGUGCCUCAGCUUGGCGGGGAGUUGGCUGACUGGAGCUUUUUUGCCGUAUUCGAUGGUCAUGCUGGCAGCACAGUGGCUCAGUAUUGUUCCCAGCACCUUCUGGGUCACAUCCUGGCUGCAGAUGGAAUUGCAGCUGAUGACAACCCUGAAAAGGUGAGAGGCGCCAUCAUCGACGGCUUCAUGCAAACAGACAAACAUCUGCACUCUGUAGCCCGUCGAGAAGGCUGGGAGAGGGGUGGCACCACGGUGGUGGCGGCUCUCAUUUCCCCCUAUUACAUCUACUUUGCCAACUGUGGUGACUCCAGAGCAAUGCUGUGCCGGUCCGGACAGGUCUGCUUCUCCACUGAGGACCACAAACCCUUCAGCCCCCUGGAGAAAGAGCGGAUCGAAAGUGCAGGGGGCACUGUGUCCCUCCAACGAAUCAACGGCUCUUUGGCUGUUUCCCGUGCCCUGGGGGACUUCAGCUACAAGGGGGCGGAGAACCGGACCCCCUGCCAACAGAUGGUGUCCCCAGAACCGGAGGUGUGUGUUGUGGAGCGCUCGCCUGCAGAUGAGUUCCUGGUGCUGGCCUGCGAUGGGGUCUGGGACACUAUCAGCAAUGAGGAGCUGUGCGCCUUCAUCCACAAUAGACUGCGUGUCUGCAAUGAACUGAGGGACGUCUGCGCUCAAGUCAUUGACCUCUGUCUCUAUAAGGGCAGUUUGGACAACAUCAGCAUCAUUUUGAUUUGCUUCCCUGGAGCCCCCCAGCUGUCAGCGGAUGCACUGCACCAGGAGGCCGAGCUGGAGGAUCUGCUGGAGGCCAAAGUUGCAGAGAUUUAUGAAGAGUUGUGCUCAGCUGGCGAAGAGCCUGACCUCCUGUCUGUCCUCACAGUCCUAGCAUCCACUGUCAUCCCCGGAUUACCUCCAGGUGGAGGCAUUCAGAGCAAGAGGAACUGCAUCAUCUCUGCUUACUACCAACAGAGAGACACACACAAGCCUGCAGUACCAAAUGGUCUCGGAAGCUCAUGAGAAGUGGAUUUUUUUCCCCCUUUACAAUCCAAAGAGGAAAUGUUAUCAAUGUAAAUAUUCCACCUGUUUUUCCUCAUGUGAGAAAUCCAACAACAAAAAGGGAAAUUAUGAGCAAAGCGUGGUGUCGGUUAACAUCACACAUGCAGGUAAAAAACAGACCUAAUAAAGCUCUAUAGUUUAUAUUUCUAUGAGAAGGAUAUUUUGUAAGAUUUGCUCCUAAAUUGUCUUCAAAAAGACAGUACAUAUGAUCAAUUCACAAGACUGAAAAAUUAAAAAAUAAACUUUGUAGCAGAUUCUCUGAGUGCAAACAAACUCAUUUACUCUGGUCGGGCUCCUAUUUAGAAGAUCAUAUUUUAAUAAAUACAAACAAUAAAAACUGUUUGAUUUUGUAAUGCACAAAGGGAAUUCCUAAAAAAACAAAACAAUUUUACAUCCAUUUCUGAUCAAAAUUUUAAAGUUGUGCUUUCUGGAAUUUUUCUGUCUGCUCAGAGUGACAAAGAAAAUCACAGAUCAAAUAUUUUAUUGAAAGAAAAUUAUAUUUCACAAUCUAUUAUAUAAAAUGCUUUCUAAAGAGGUGAUUAUCUUUUUUACAUGUCAGUUUAUAGUUGAAAGUUUACGUGCAACAACAAAACAAGCAUAUCCUAUAAAAUUCCCUAAAUCUGACAUAACUAAUUGAUCAUGUGUUACACAAACAGACUGUACAUCAAAAAAUAACAAUCAAACACAUUUUGCUGGUCUUAUUCUAAACUUAUCAUAUGUCAAAACAUAUUCUUUAAGUGUCUGUGAAAUGUAUUUUUUCUGUGAACUGGUUGAUAUGUGCUGUUCUGCCUUAUUAAUCUUUUUUAGAGUUGAUAAAACAGCAACAGAAAAAGUGCAUUUCUGCAUGGAUUCAAUUUCUCCUGCAUUCGUCUUCUAUUAUUUCUGUCAUUUUAUGUGAAUAGAACAGACAGGAUAAGACUUCCGUCUCAAUAAAGGAUAUCAAAACCCAAAUCAAUUGUUUUAUUCUUGUUUUAAGCCAAAAUAUUUAGGCUAACCAUUUGGACUUAAUGCUACAUGACAUUAAAUGUUUAUUAGGGGUGUAUCGAUUUGUUUCACUGAUUCAAUUCAUGUCAAAAUUUGUGCUUGUUAAUACAAUUCAUGGUCAAGAUUGGUUCACUUUGAAAGAUCCGAUUGGCUAACCUAAAAUCAAUCCAGGAAAUCGUGAGCCAAAAAUUCAGCUAGUGUGACUCAGAGAUAAAUCCCUUGGUACUAAACAGUGCAGGUGAAGCUUUCCAGAUUCCUUAUAUUUCUUGCAAGAUAAUCAAGUGUAAAUUAUAUAUGUGUUCAAACAAAAAAAGCAAACAAGAAUUCAUGGCAAAUCCAUUCACAUGUCACAUCUGGUCACGUGUCUUCCACACAUUGGACUGUGAUAAGGCUGUAAUAAAUUGUAAUCCUUUUUUGCUGUCA
Molecule: messenger RNA, 3105 nt
Organism: Oryzias latipes (Japanese medaka)
Lineage: Eukaryota; Metazoa; Chordata; Actinopteri; Beloniformes; Adrianichthyidae
Gene: ppm1nb
Product: protein phosphatase, Mg2+/Mn2+ dependent, 1Nb (putative)
Biological process (GO): protein dephosphorylation
Molecular function (GO): manganese ion binding; protein serine/threonine phosphatase activity; magnesium ion binding
Source: RefSeq, a predicted model, not a curated record